Myxocyprinus asiaticus (Chinese sucker) is the source of this 1231-nucleotide messenger RNA. RefSeq names its product annexin A1-like. Gene Ontology annotation, cellular component: plasma membrane; cytoplasm. The transcript is spliced from 13 exons. Lineage: Eukaryota; Metazoa; Chordata; Actinopteri; Cypriniformes; Catostomidae. Gene Ontology annotation, molecular function: cadherin binding involved in cell-cell adhesion; phospholipase A2 inhibitor activity; calcium ion binding. The record is from RefSeq and is a predicted model, not a curated record. Gene Ontology annotation, biological process: cellular response to vascular endothelial growth factor stimulus; hepatocyte differentiation; neutrophil clearance. Bases 100 to 1116 code for a protein of 338 amino acids.
UGUGGUUCUGUGGAUAUAAAUACCACUGAAGCUUUCCUCCUACUCGCUUGCUGUGUGCGUUCGGUCUUGGUUUAGCUGUUGUGUUGCCAAGGUGCCAACAUGUCCUUCGUCAGUGCUUUUCUCCAGCAGCUUGCUUAUCAGGGCAUGCAAGAUGUGCAAGAUAUCACAGAGGGACAGGGGACAGUGAGGCCCUUUGCGCAAUUCAUUGCAGCUGCAGAUGCAUCCGUCCUGGAAAAAGCUAUCAAGGCAAAAGGUGUGGAUGAGGCUACAAUCAUUGAAACGCUGGUCCGCAGGAGUAAUGCCCAGCGCCAGCAAAUUAAGGCUGCCUACCAGCAAGCCAAUGGCAAGCCUCUGGAUGUAGCCCUGAAAGCUGCCCUUAACGGUGAACUGGAAGAUGUGGUUCUGAGCCUACUGAUGCCUCCAGCUCAAUAUGAUGCCUUUCAGCUCAAACAUGCCAUGAAGGGUUUAGGCACAGAUGAGGAUACACUUACCGAGAUUUUGGCUUCCAGGACCAAUAAAGAGAUCAGACAGAUUAAAGAGGCUUACAAACAAGACUACAAAAAGGAUCUAGAGGCGGACAUCAAAUCUGAGACAAGUGGAGACUUCAGCAAUGCCCUUCUUUCUCUCUGCAAGGCUGCCAGGAGUGAAGAUCGGAUUGUGCAAGAUGACCUGGCUGACAAAGAUGCCAGGGCCUUAUAUGAGGCAGGAGAGAAAAGAAAAGGCACAGACAGCUCUGCGUUUAUCGACAUCCUCACUACAAGGAGUGCUCCUCACCUGAGGAAAGUUUUCCAGCUGUACUCAAAGUACAGUAAAGUCGAUGUUGCAAAAGCCAUUGAUCUGGAGAUGAAAGGUGAUGUUGAGAACUGCUUGAUUGCUGUUGUGAAAUGUGCUGGAAGCAAACCUGCAUUCUUUGCUGAAAAACUAAAUCUUGCAAUGAAGGGCUCUGGUUACAAAGGUAAGAUCUUGACCAGAAUAUUGGUGAGUCGCUCUGAGAUAGACCUGGACAAAAUCAAGCAAGAGUAUCAGAAGAAGUUCAGCAAGAGCCUCUACCAGGACAUCCAGGAUGACACAAAAGGAGACUAUGAGAAGAUCCUGCUAGCUUUGUGUGGCAAUUAAUUCAUAAUAAUAAGUCGAACCCUCUAGCUAUCUGUAUAUGAAUUGUAUACAUCAAACAGCUGUAACAGAUUGGAAUGAAUUUUGAUAAAUAAAAACUCUUCUCUGACUGUUUAAA